Messenger RNA from Lolium perenne, 810 nucleotides. The record is from RefSeq and is a predicted model, not a curated record. Lineage: Eukaryota; Viridiplantae; Streptophyta; Magnoliopsida; Poales; Poaceae.
AUGAGCGACCACUACCGGACGCUGGGGCUGCAGCCCAAUGCCAGCAAGAGCGACAUCAAAAGCGCCUACUUCCGCCUCGCCCUAAGCUACCAUCCGGACCACCACGCCAAGGCCGACGCCGCUGGCCGCGCCGCCGCCGCAGUGUGGUUCCGUAGGGUCAAGGACGCCUACGAGGUGCUCUACGACGACCGCCGCCGCGCCGAGUACGACCGCACCAUCCGCGCGGGUGGCGGCUACGGGAACCGGCAGCAUGGCGGUCCCUCCCCGAGAUCGAGUGGCGGAGGCACCUCCUACUCAAAGGAGUCAGAACCGGAGUGGAUCUUGAAACGGGCGCGGGCACGGGGCCACGGCGGCGGUGCCUACUCGAGCUCGAGCGGCAACGGGAACCGGCAGGGACAACAACACGGCGCCGGCGCCGGCGCCUCCUCGAAAUCGAGUGGCGGAGGCCCCUCCUCCACAACAGAGUCGGACUCGGAGUGGAUGUGGGAACGGGCACGGACAAGGUGCCACGGCGACGGCGCCUACUCGAGCUCAACUGUCCACGGGAACCGGCAGUCACAAUCCGGCGGCACAUCCUCGAGUUCAAGUACUGGUGGAGGCACCUCCUCCUCCUCAGGCCCGGCGCUGAGGCGGUGCAACCGGUGCGACCGCACCGGGCCCCUGAUCGCUAGAGGCCCCCGAUCGCUAUGUAUACUAGUACGUAUAUUAGUACCCAUAAGUGGAGGUGCAGCUCACGUUUGUAAAUUUGGAAAGAAAAAAAAUCGAAUCAAUCAGCUCACCUGCCUGUACGCACCACGCACACAUCAAUAA